Messenger RNA from Prunus avium (sweet cherry), 569 nucleotides. The record is from RefSeq and is a predicted model, not a curated record. Lineage: Eukaryota; Viridiplantae; Streptophyta; Magnoliopsida; Rosales; Rosaceae.
GGGCUGUGGAAUAUCAGUGGAGAGCCAUGCAGUGGAUCUGCCAUUAAUGGAACCGACUUUGAGGAUCCAGCUAAUAAUCCAGCCAUCAUUUGUGAUUGUACUUAUGAAAAAAAUACUACCUGCCACAUCACCCAACUGAGAGUUUAUGCUCUGAACAAACGAGGGGUGUUUCCAGAAGAAUUUGUGGCUUUAAGAUAUCUGACCUAUUUGAAAAUUGAUCAGAAUUAUUUCACCGGUCCCCUACCAGCAUUCAUCGGCAAUAUGUCCGCAUUGACGUCAUUGUCAAUUGCCAUCAAUUCAUUCUCUGGGCCCAUCCCCAAGGAGCUUGGAAACCUUACGGAGCUAACUACACUGUCCUUUGGAUCAAAUAAUUUCUCUGGAACACUCCCUCCAGAACUUGGUAACUUAGUCAAGCUCGAGCAAUGGUAUAUGGACAGCUGUGGACUUAGUGGUGAAAUUCCUUCAACAUUUGCUACACUCAUCAACAUGCAAAUCCUCUGGGCUUCAGACAUUGCUUUCUCAGGAAAGAUACCUGCUUUCAUUGGGAAUUGGACAAAACUAACUGUUUU